Molecule: messenger RNA, 562 nt
Organism: Pollicipes pollicipes
Lineage: Eukaryota; Metazoa; Arthropoda; Thecostraca; Pollicipedomorpha; Pollicipedidae
Product: ankyrin repeat domain-containing protein 54
Exons: 5
Coding region: 29-562 (177 amino acids)
Biological process (GO): protein K6-linked ubiquitination
Cellular component (GO): BRCA1-A complex; BRCA1-BARD1 complex
Molecular function (GO): ubiquitin-protein transferase activity; protein binding
Source: RefSeq, a predicted model, not a curated record
CCUGCUGCCGCUGCUGGACCCGGCCCGGAUGGUCGCCGACGGCGCUCCCCAGCCCAGCGCCAUGCCCCUUCAGCUGCCCUACGCCGGCGACGAGUGCGUACACGUGUUCCGGGUGCGGUGUCGCAGCAGCGGCCGCACCCGCUCCCUGGUCCGCUGGCUUCGCCACACGCGCAACGCCAACGACAACCUGAUGCGUGCCGUACGCUGCAACAACGUGGAGCGCCUGGCCAGCCUGGUGCGCGCCGGCGCCGACGUCAACCAGGCGGACGAGACCGGUCGGACAGCCCUGCAUCUGGCCGCCCAGCAGUGCUCCUCCGGCAUGGUGGCGGCGCUGCUGUCGCUGGGCGCGCGGCCCAACGCCCGCGACAUCGUGGAGUGCACGCCGCUGCACGCGGCGCUGGCCGGCCAGCGGGUGCGGCUGCUCAGCGGACUGUGGCCGCCGGACAGCCGGCCCACCUCCGCCAGCCGCUCGAUAGAGGAGCUGCGCGAGGUCUGUGGACGGCGCAGCAGGGAGGGGAUGGAGCAGAGGGACGGGACAUGGGGCGGGAGUCAGGAGAUGUGA